Kwoniella botswanensis is the source of this 1386-nucleotide messenger RNA. RefSeq lists its product as uncharacterized. The transcript is spliced from 3 exons. NCBI's taxonomy places the organism in Eukaryota, Fungi, Basidiomycota, Tremellomycetes, Tremellales, Cryptococcaceae. Gene Ontology annotation, molecular function: phosphatase activity. Bases 1 to 1386 code for a protein of 461 amino acids. The record is from RefSeq and is a predicted model, not a curated record.
AUGCUCACUCCACCAUACCAUUUCUCCAUCGUCGCUUGCCCUUCUUCCCUCACUUCGAAUGGCCCCGAGAUACUGUAUCGUGGUUCGAUCCCCGCUCCGAGGAAUAAGUCAUUCAUAAGACGAUUGAACAUCAGGACGAUCGUAGUCUUGAGGAAGAAGGCAUUGAAAGAGGAUGAUCCCCUGGUGGUAUGGACAAAGAAGAGGAGGAUACAGAUGAAAUGGAUCAAAGCUGAGGAAAUGGGCGAAGAGAAAUUGGGAAUGGGUAAGAAUGAAGUGCUGGAGGUUCUCAAGAUCAUCCUCGAUAUCAAAUCAUACCCACUAUACAUAGCAGAUAUCGAUGGGAUCUCACAUACCACCUUGAUCGUAGCCUGUCUAAGGAAAUUACAAGGAUGGAACAUGGAAUGUAUAAUCAACGAGAUUUGUCGUUUCGAACCGGAAUACCUCGAUCUUCCUCUUUUACCAUUCAUCCAAUCAUUCUUAUCUCUCAAUACCUCCGAUUCAUCGUUGAUCUUACCCCAACCUCCUUACCCAGGAUGGUUAUGGCCCGGACCAACUACCCAACCAGGUCAAGGUAAUAGCAGUGGUAGCAACAUGGGUAAAUCACGAGAUCGAUCCGGUUCGACUCUAUCAUCUUCAUCCACCCAGUCAACUACUAAUACAACAACCCUCCCAUUCCCUCAUCCAUUAUCUAUCCGUAAACAUCCAACUAUGAAACUUACUUUCCCCAUUUUACCUCCUCCGCCUCCAGCAUCCGGAGGUGGAAUGGGACAAGGGGUGACUCCUCCAAUGGGAUCAUCGCCUAUGAUAGGUCUAUCAAGGGUAAAUUCAAGGAGAGAGAAAAUCCCAACAAAUGAAGAUGGAAGUAUAAUAGGUCAAGCAGUCAAUAAUAUAUCCAAUAGCAACAACAUCCAGCAACCACAGAAUGAGGAAAGUACCAAGGCUCAGGGUGAAUUUGGAAAUGAUAACAAGUUGGGUAGAACAGUGUCAUUUCAUUCCAUGUCCGAAAGACAAUCACAAUUACAAUCACAAUCACUACCCAAGCAGGCUCAAACACAAGCUCAAGUAUCUGAACCGAAAUCGAAAUCAACAAUCACACCCACACAGUCAAAUCAGUCUUCACCAUUGAAGUUAUCAAGAGAACAGACACAUACUACUUCAACCACUUCCUCGGACCUCGAAUCUACCGAGGGAGAAGAAGACAUGGUGGGAGAUGGUAGAUUACCAAGAAGUGAAUAUCAAGAUGAUGAUGAUGAAUAUUACGAGGAUGAAGAUGAAGAUGAAUAUGAAGAGGAAGAGGAAGAAGAGGAUGAGGAUGAUGAUGAUGAUGAGGGUAAUGAACCUACUUCUCAAUAUAUCUCAGCAUUGGAUUUAGCUGGGUUUGGAUAG